CGCAGAUCGGCAGAUGAGAAAAACAAGAUGGCUAUUUCUGCAGCAAAAUGCCGGUAUAUGGAUUUUAUUGAUGCUUUGACAUCAGAUUGUCGUGUACUACUUGCACGUUUCGAAGAAAAACAAAGUGUUCGUUUUGAGGCUUUCUGUGAAGUAUGGAAGCAGCUUAAGUUUUCACUUAUUCAUCAGUAAGUUCAUUGUCAUGAAUACUAUAAUUUACCCUUAUAAAUAUACCAGCAUGCAUAAUCAGAGUAUUAAAUCGAUUAUUAAUCAAAUGUGUUAUCCACCAAUGUUAGUUGUUUAAUUGAUGACUUAUAUUGUUUAAUAUGUUCUUUGAUGUGUUGAUUUUCAAUAGUGUUCUAGUGCAUAGUCAGAUUUUAUUUGAAGUGUUUUAUUGGAUUCGCGGACUAUUUUUACUUAGUAUAAUUACAUAGGUGAUUAUUGAAAAUUCUCCACGCUGAUUGGUUGCCGUUGAGGUGAUUAUUACGCGAUAAUCACCUAAGCUAUUUUCAAAAUGGCGGCCGAAGCCUUUUUGUUAAUUAAAUGAUGAAGAAAUGUGUAUUUUCUUAUUUUUUCCAAAUAAUCACCUAUGAAAUUAUACUAAAACAAUUAUUCACCUCAGGCUCGGUGAUUAUCGUCAAUAAAAACCUCGACUUCGUCUCGGUUUUUAUUCACCGAUAAUCACCUCGCCUUCGGCAAAUAAUUGUUAAUUAGGGGCUGUUUGCCGAGAGAAACAGGGGGGUGCUACCACCCCUCCAAAAAAAUGUUCAUCCCCCUAAUAUUCGGCAUAAUAAAUAAAAACUUAAAUAUUUCACUCCAACGUGCAGAGUGUUGAUGAUACAAAAUAAACGUUGGAUUACACUUGAACAGAAAAAGACAGUGCAACACUCUGAAACUAAUCGCUCGUCACUUGCAUUCACUGGUUUAUUGGAGCAAUUGUAAAGUUUUGAAACUCUAUUAUCUCCCUGAAUAGAGUUUGCAGUGCCUUGUCAUGCGAAUAGCUUGCACGCAAGGAACGUUUGGAAUUUUUACGAACAUUAUUCUUAGUUUUUAAUUCUUUUAGGCCCAAAUAUAAUUUACAUCAGAUUCGGGAGACUGUUUAAUGCGAAUAAUUAUCAUGUUCGUUGCAAUAGUUGUGUGAUGACAUUUCUACUUUCUAGGCAGGUUGUUGACGUUGCAACACUGUUGUUUGUGCAAAGUAAUUAUCACCAUAUAAGGUGUAGAGCACUAGUGCCACCCCUGAUGAUGCGUAAAAUACCGUAUGCUGUAUAUCAAUUAUGUACAGUAUAGUAUGUAGUUCAUAGCAGUUCAAGUUUCAUCAUAAAUUGUACUCGGAUUCAAACAACACAAUGUCAAUGACUUUAGUAAAAGUAAAAGCAUAUUGUGUAUUGGGUUUACACUUUUACAAGUUCAUUUAACUUUAACUCUCUAAAGUCUCAACAGACAAUCGGACAUGCCAAAUCCAUUGAUAUGACAACUUUUUUCGAAGCUAGAAAUCAUGAUUUUUUUCAAUUUUUUUCUGGGAUACUUUGUUUUCUGCUCUAAAGACUCCCCCUUGUGGCUCUAGUGCUCCACCCCUAGAAUAACCUGAGUAUCAGGCCCUUAUGUUUUCAUUCGCCAGGAUAAUUGGCGGCGAAAUUAUGAAGGAGGGCCUGAUACAAUUCUUUACCGCGGAGCAUGUAAAAAGCCAGAUUCUGGCUUUUUCGUCUGAUUGGCCGAUUAGACAAACGAUUUUUUAAAUCUGUUAUUUGAUUGGCUGGUGCUAAUUAGAUUAUACUAUUGUUGUUGAUAUAUUUUAUAACAAUCACAACUACAAUUAUAGCCGGCCCACUAAACGGCUGAAUUUAAAUUAAAACUGCAGUAAAAUUAGAAAAUAAUUGCAAAUUAGCGAAAUAUAUUGCAAAUGUAGCUUAUAUUAAAUCGCCAUCAGAUUGCACUAUCGACUAACUGACGUAUAGUUAUAAAAUAUACUCAAAUAUAUAUAGUUUAUAAUUAUAUGUUAGUUUGUUGAUAAAUAUGGCAAGCGCCAUGUAAAGCUCAUUGUAGUCACUGAAACCUCUGCGGAGGAGAGAGCAAUCGGGUGGCGAUUUAAUAUAAGCUACAUUUGCAAUAUAUUUCGCUAAUUUGUGAUUAUUUUUGUUAAUUUUAUAAGUUCAUUGCAGUUUUAAUUUAAAUUCAGCCGUUUAGUUGGCUGCCUAUGCUAUAAUUAGAUUGUUGUCGUUGUGUGAAAUUUAAAUUUCUCCUGCGACAUUUUGAUUGGAUACUAAAUAUAAACUUUGCUGUGGGUGGAAAGCGAUCAGGUUAAGUUUUGUGUCAGGCUCUAUUUGUAAAAUAGAGCCUGAUACUCAGGUUACCCCUAGAAUAUAGACCUCACUGGGGUUUGGUGACACUUUGUGUUGCUUCAGUCACCUGCUCAUGGCUCACCCUAAAAUUUAUGGCACCACCCCAGUAAAAAAUAUGAAAAUCCGUAUAUGUCUAGUGACUGCUAUUAAUUAAUAACAGGUCAAAUAUUAAAUGCAUCAGUCAAAUCCAAGCAUGCCCAUCCGCGGCCGACCCCGGGCUUUUGACAAUUUUCAAAAAUAUGUGACAAAUUCCCGGGGGUGGGGAUAAAAAACAUGCGAAAAUGGCAGCAGCGUAGCAAAUAAUAAGUAGAAAAUCCCCCACCCCGGGGACAGCUGGACUGUUUGGCUAAGAAGAGUAGUUUAUCCAACUACUAUACCUGAAAAUAAAGAGAAUACUUUUUUCGACUUAUUGAGCGAAUGUAUAGCCCAAUUAUUUGGCUUGCGUUGCAGGCUACCAAGUAUUGUGCGCCAUACUCUAGCACGUUUUUGAUGUUGUCUUGCUCUAGUGCAUUUAUUUUUAAAGUUUGCGACAUGGUUCGAAUUUAUGCAUUUUUAAACUACAACUUGACUGGUUUACAUUCUAUAUUAUAUAUAUUCUACAGCAUUAAUCAAUUUAUUAAAAAAUGUUCUGAAACUGGUAUUGUUUUGUUUUAUAUUAUUAUCAAGAUGUCGGUGAUCGUAAAACCUCCAAAUCUUUUAUUUCAAAUGCCCCACCCCCAGGCAAAGGUUUGAGUUCAAAUGCUCAACGUGCUUUGGAGGAAAACACCCCAUGGAGACUGGGGGGGGGGGGGGGGCACACUUGGAUUUGACUGAUGCAUAACUUGUAGACCAACAGUCCUCACUUGUCUUCUUAACCAUUUUUGAGUAGUUCAGACAAAAACCUCACCAGUUUAAAAUGUUUAAAGUUGAAAUUUAAAGUUUAAAGUAGAAAUUGGGAUUUAUCUCUUCAUUUAUGACUGUUUUGUUUUUAGUGCUGGUGAUAGUGAAAUGGAAAAAAUUCAGGUAUAGAUGAAUUCAAAUGUUUUAAAAUCGAACCUAGUUGUGCAUUCCAGGAGAGCACAAUAGGAG
Molecule: messenger RNA, 3407 nt
Organism: Paramuricea clavata
Lineage: Eukaryota; Metazoa; Cnidaria; Anthozoa; Malacalcyonacea; Plexauridae
Source: the annotation of a GenBank genome assembly